Molecule: messenger RNA, 1159 nt
Organism: Onychostoma macrolepis
Lineage: Eukaryota; Metazoa; Chordata; Actinopteri; Cypriniformes; Cyprinidae
Gene: ela3l
Product: elastase 3 like
Exons: 9
Coding region: 302-1111 (269 amino acids)
Biological process (GO): proteolysis
Molecular function (GO): serine-type endopeptidase activity
Source: RefSeq, a predicted model, not a curated record
UGAAUCCGUGCAUGGACCACGGCUGAUGCCUUCUGUGAGCCCAGCACGGCAUUUUCGGCGAUUCCGUGAUGCCACCACAGAUUCAGGGUUAAUUAAGUCCGUGAACAUUACACUGAAUUCUGUGAGAUCAGGUUGUACAAGCACAUAUGUGAAAAAGUAGACUGCUUGUUAUUCAUUUUAAGGCAAAACAGGUGGAACACUUCGCGCAGCAUGUAUUUCAUACUUUUGUGUGGCCAAUGUGACAUCACUAACAGAAAAGGUUUAAAAGCGGACAAGUGUUCGGCAGCUCACCCGAGUCAACAUGUUCGCCCUCAUCCUAGCAUCAGUGCUCAUUGCUAGCGCCUUUGGGUGUGGAAAACCUCCCAUUGAACCUCUCAGCUCUCGUGUGGUCAAUGGAGAGGAAGCCAGGUCCCACAGCUGGCCCUGGCAGAUCUCUCUGCAGUAUCAGAGCGAUAGCUCAUGGCGUCACACUUGUGGAGGAUCUAUCAUUGCUGAAAACUGGGUGAUGACUGCUGCUCACUGCAUCAGUUCUGAGCGCAACUACAGGGUGUAUGUUGGUAAGCAUGACCUGUCAGCAAACGAGGACGGCGCAAAGGCCAUCAGUGCACAGAAGAUCAUUGUGCACGAGAAAUGGAACUCCUUGUUUGUGUCUCUUGGAAACGACAUUGCCCUGAUCAAGUUGUCCGAGCCUGUGACACUGAGUGAUACUGUUCAGCUGGGCUGCGUUCCUCCUGCUGGCUCCGUCCUCGAAAACAACUACCCCUGCUAUAUUACAGGCUGGGGGAGACUCUCCACUGGAGGCCCUCUUCCUGACAAACUGCAGCAAGCACUGAUGCCCGCUGUGGAUCACGCCACCUGCUCCAGGUUUGACUGGUGGGGUUCCAGUGUCAAAGAAACCAUGGUCUGCGCUGGUGGAGACGGCGUUGUUGCUGGCUGCAAUGGUGACUCUGGCGGUCCCCUGAACUGCAAGAACUCUGCCGGUGUCUGGGAGGUGCACGGUAUUGCCAGCUUCGUUUCGGGUAUGGGCUGUAACACUGUGAAGAAGCCUACUGUUUUCACCCGUGUGUCCGCUUUCAAUGACUGGAUCGACAAGGUCAUGAUGAACAAUUAAGAUGAACCAAGGAAAAAGUAAAUAAAUACAUACUGGCUCAACAAGGAA